This is a messenger RNA of Aspergillus affinis, 903 nucleotides long. RefSeq lists its product as uncharacterized. Lineage: Eukaryota; Fungi; Ascomycota; Eurotiomycetes; Eurotiales; Aspergillaceae. The record is from RefSeq and is a predicted model, not a curated record. The transcript has a single exon. The coding region runs from base 1 to 903 and encodes 300 amino acids.
AUGCCCUCCCCGAAACGAAUCGUCCUCGAAAAAUCCCGCACCGUCCGCCGCCGCUACCAACGCAGCAACAAACGCCUAGAGUUCUCAGCGUCUCAGAUCGCGCGCAUCGAGCGGGAAGAAGCGCGCGAGAAACGCGCCAAGCAGCUCCGUGAGCGCGAGAAGAAACGCAUCGCGAAUAAGAAGAAGAAGGCGGAGAAGGAGGCCGCGGAGCGUGAGGAACGGAGGAAACAGGGACGUGGUGGGUUGCUGGCGGAUCAGCAGUGUGCGGAGCCGGUGCCGAGUAGUCAGCCUUUGUUGUCGAGGUUUUUGAUGAAGAGGACUGCGUCUGCGCCGGUCGAGGCGGAGGCGGAGGCGGGUUCUCGUUCUCCGCAGCGAGAGGAGAAGGGGGAGGAUGAGGAUAUAGAGAAGGCAGAGUUUGGGUCUGAGUCCUCUCCGGGGAGUUCGAGAAGGGAGAGUCUCGGGGAGUUUGAUGAGGAAGGGGAGGAGAGCUUGUUGGCAGAUCUAGAAGGUCUAGAAGGUCUAGAAGAUCUGGAUGAUCUGGACGGUUUGUCGGACGAUACGAUUAUCGCAGGGCUUGAGAAUGGACUCUUGCAGGAUGGAACAGUGGCUACGGAGAAUGUUGGGACGGGUGAUACCCGCAAAGGCUCAAUGCGAGAGAAAGACGACGACGAAUUCUCCGACUGUUCGAUAUUCUACGACGAGGAUCUCAUCAAAGAAGCGGAUAGCAUGGCGACUACUGCAAAACCCCAGCCAGCGGAGACGUCGGAUAGACCGGUUCCCAUCGGAUUGCCCGUGGAGGAAUCAUUCCGCGACGAUACGGCGGACUUGCUGGAGGAGUUUGCACAUGAAUUCGAUACGGAUGAAGAAUUUGAGCGAGAGUUGGUGCAGUUGGAUGCCGUUUGA